GAUGGAACACUCGGGUGAGCUGGAACGGCCAGGCCCACAGCUGUGAUGUCACAGAGCGCGUGAAGUCAGAGGUCCCAUGGGAGGGAAGAGGAGAAGACAGUGCCGGGAAGGGCUCUGCAGGGCAGCGCUCCUGGCCACCAUCCUGCUGCUGCUGCGGACAAGCGGGUUGAAGCUUCAGAAUGGGGGGAGCCCAGGCCCGGAGGAGACGAGCCAGAAAGAAGAAACACCUUCUCCAGGCCGGGGUCAGGGCGGGGACAGGGCAGGGGCAGGCCAUCAGUCCCUGCCCCUCUCCCGUGUUCCAGACCAGAAUCAAGAGCAGUAUGAAGAGCACUUUGUGGCCUCCUCGGUGGGCGAGACGUGGCAGGUGAUGGACAUGGCCCAGCAAGAGGAGGACAGGCCAUCCGAGACGGCAACUCUCCUCGACCACAUCUUUCACCUAGCCUUCUGCUUCAGUCUGGCCAGCGUCGUGAUUUUUUUAUGAGGGACAUUGAGGGCGAGGUGGUGGCCUGGCUCCUGGAUGAGGACCUGGAUUGCUACCUUCGCUAUCUGAUCACCUACUGACCCUCCCUCCGCUCACUGCCCCCAAAGGACACGCACACGCUGCCGCCUGCCCGUCUUCCAGCCGUGUCAGCUGCUGUCCCCACUGCCUGCCUGCCUCCUGGUGCUGGGAGACAGAGACCUGCUCCUUCUCUCUCCCACACCUCUCCUGGCUUUAUUCAGGGCAGCAGAUUAGAGGGAGGAGGUAGAGAUAACAAACCAGCAAUAAAAUCCUGAAAACAA
Microcebus murinus (gray mouse lemur) is the source of this 780-nucleotide messenger RNA. Lineage: Eukaryota; Metazoa; Chordata; Mammalia; Primates; Cheirogaleidae. The record is from RefSeq and is a predicted model, not a curated record.